This is a messenger RNA of Colletotrichum phormii, 2444 nucleotides long. RefSeq lists its product as uncharacterized. The transcript has a single exon. The record is from RefSeq and is a predicted model, not a curated record. Bases 74 to 2176 code for a protein of 700 amino acids. Lineage: Eukaryota; Fungi; Ascomycota; Sordariomycetes; Glomerellales; Glomerellaceae.
CUUUUUCAGCCCGUUUGUCUUUCAACAAACGCAACUUUUCUCUCCCGCCGACGAAGGAAUUCCAUCGGUUAACAUGCCAGACUCAUCCGACGAAUCGGACCACGAUGGCGUCGGCCUCAUGCAGAAUGAUGCAUCCGACCGGGAGUCCUCGGCGAGCAAAUCCGGAACAGAAGCCGGCGACGACCCCGGCCAGGGCUUUCUCGACGUCGAAGCUUCAGAAGAGGGGAACAGCGACUCUGACGACUCAUCAGAAUCGGACUCGGAAGAUGCAUCGAUUCUUGGCGAAUACCGUCGCAAGAGCCCACGGGUGUUCUUCCCGGAAUUUCGCAGACUUCCCAUCGAGCUUCGCCAUCGCAUUUGGCAGUACUUUUGCCCCGAUCUCGAUCCAUCACCACGCGUCUUCUCAUUCCAGGUGCUGCCCAAUCCAAGGCAGGACACCAUCUGGGAAAGCACGCCCUUGGAGAACCAGAUUGCGGCAGUGGACGCCAUGUUGCGCGUCCAUCACGAGUCUCGAGACAUUGCUCUCAAGGCAUUUCCAGACACCCUAGCGAUCCGGGAAGGCCGGCGCAGCAUUCGUUUCAACAAGGAACGAGACGUCGUUCACCUCAACGGCAUUAAGCGUGUUUGGGACCACAACCUCAAAGUCCCUGGCUUCUCUGAGAAGAUCGUUAACCUGGCCAUGGACGGAGCUAACCUGGACGCCAAUGAACUGCGGCUCCUGUUGGCGUUUCCUAAUCUCAGAAAACUGUUCGACUUUCAGUGGCAUAAUGACAGGCGUAUACCGCAUAGGCUGCGGUGGUGCGCGUCGGAUCUGGUUCACCACUACGAGCUCCAGCAAUUGCGCAAGGACGUGGACAUCGGCGAGGAUCUUCACUUCGUGUACUGCUGGCCGGACCUCACGCAGCCGCAGCAACGCGAAUUCGCAUUGAAGAAGAAGCUGUCCAAAGAUGAGAUAUGGAUCGAUCUCUUCACGGAACUGUUCGACAUGGUGGAGGAGGGUUCCCUCUACCUGAAGCCGGAUGAAGCUGAGCGCCUGGAAGAAGUCAGCUAUUGGCCGAUGCAGUGCUUUGGGUGGGAUGCAGCCGACCGAUUCGAUGCCUUUCGGGCGAAACACGGGGCUGCCAAAGCAGACAAACCCGCCGCCGACGGUUCAGAAGACGACAAGGAAGAUGGGUCGGAAGACGACUCAGAAGAAGACUCGGAUGACUCCUCGGAUCAGAACGAGUACGAGAGCGAUGGCAUCGACGAUGGAAGCAUUCACGAGGAGUCCGUAAAUGAGGACGAGGACGAUUUGCUUAUCGACACGCAGCAAGCGAGCGACGACGAAGAGGGAGGAGGGGAUGUUUCAGACUAUGGCGGAUUCUCUCCACUCGCAGACGAGGACAGCACGCUCUUUGAUGGCAACGGCCCCAUAAACCCUGCCGCUCACUGGUCCAGCCCCGAGCCUGGCUCAGGAGAAGACGAACAGCCCCGCGGAGGCAGGAGGAGACGACAAGUCGCAUCAUCCGACGAGGACGAGGAAUCGGGUGAGGAGGAAGAGGCAGAGGACUCAGGCCGUAGCACAAAUCGACGUGGUCCAGUGGUCAUUUCUGACGACGAAGAUGAAGAAGAUGAAGCACAGCCUUCUCAGCCUACGAGUCGCCGGAGUCGCGUUGUUCUGUCAGACGAUGAGGACGACGAUGAAGAGGCAGAGGCGGAGGAGCCUGCGAAGCCUGCCGGUCGCCGUGCACGAGUCCUCCCUUCUGACGACGAGGACGAUGACGACGAUGAAGGUGGGGCUGACAUUGCCAACAAGGAGGAGACGCUGGGAGGCUCAGACUCGGAGGACGAAGACGUGGGCGCGAAGAAUCCCUUAUCCCUAGCUGAGAAGCUUGCUCGCAAUCGUCGCGACAACCCGGUCUCCGAAGAAGAGUCUAGCGAGGAGAGCUCCGAGGAGGAGGAGGCAGCACCACCCAAGACGAUGUCUCUCGCGCAAAAGCUUAUGACGCACCGCAGACGGAACCCGAUUGCGUCCGAGUCAGAGGACGAGCCCGAAGGCAGUGUGGUCGGCAGCGAGGAUGAUGAUCUCGAAGACGAGGAAGAUGAGGACGAAGAAGACGAUGAGAAUGGCAUGUUCAGGAACUUGGCGGAUGAAGGCGAAUUUGGGGACGAGGAAGGUGAUGAAGAUGAAUACUAGGUUUGAACCUGGAAGGGAGGUUCGCGCGUAUAUUGCAUAACAUUACGCCAUUAUCUUUCUUGGUCUCGAAAUGUGGACGACAAGGGCUUAGAGGAUUCCACAAGUACUUACCUUAUAUUCGGGUACGUGGUCGGAUGACCAGGAUAUCAUUGGAAUCUAUGACAAUGGAAUGAACGUUUCGACUCAGAAAACAUCGAGAUCUUUUUCAUGAUUCGUACACUUAUCGUUUUCUUCUUCAACUAGUGAGCACAUUGAUCGUACCCUUUUU